AUGAAGUACACGGCAGCAUUGGCCCUGGGCAUGGUCCCGGCGGCGCUUGGAAAGUCGGUCCACAAGGUCUACCCCGUGCGGCGGGAUGGUGGGGAGCUCGAGGCUCGCAACAACGGCGGUGCUAGCGUGACGAUCAACGGCCAGGCCGGCGUCGCGGCAUCUUCCUCCCAGAUCGAGGAGCUCACACGCCAGCUCGGCUUGAAUAAGGGCUCGGGUAUUGAGAUCAACUUCCUCUGGGUCAACCUCGGUGGUGGCGCCGCCACCACUGUCCUCAACGCCGCCUCUACCGUGACGGUAACCCAGACCAUUGGCGGUGCCGCCGCGGGCACCCCACCGCCCGCUGUGGCCACUGGCGGCGCCGAGGCAGGCUCGGCGACCCCACCAGCAGCUGCCUCGGGUGCUGCGAGCGCCGUCGCCGGCGGACAAACCCACGACGUGACGGUCGGCGGUCCCCAGGGCUUGUCAUACAACCCCCCCGAGAUCAAGGCGGCCGUUGGCGACACGGUCAGAUUCACCUUCUUGAGCCAGAACCACACGGCCACGCAAUCCGCUUUCGACAAGCCCUGCGAGCCUCUUGCUGGUGGCAUGGACUCUGGCUUCCAGUCCAACCCCAACAACACCGUCAACCCGCCUCCCCAGGUCGCCAUGCAAAUCAUGGUCUCCACGCCUCUCUGGUUCUACUGCCGCCAGAACGGCCACUGCGGAAAGGGUAUGGCUUUCUCCAUCAACCCCACCGCUGCCAAGACGCAGGCCAUGUUCCAGGCUAUGGCCAUCGCCCAGGCCGGCAAGGGCACUGGUAGCGCCAUCACGGGCGGCGCUGCUGCUCCCGCGGCCGCUCCCCCUGCCGAUGCCGGCGCCGCCCAGAACGUCACCAACACCGUCGGCGGAGGAGCCGCUGUCGCUGCCCCUACUUCCGUUGCUGGCGGCACGGCUUCCAACUCGGGCAUUGUUACUGGCGCCGGCACUCUCGCUUCCGACGGGUCGUGCCUCUGCGCCGUAUCUUGCGCCUUCCAGAUGUUCCCCGCUGCCCAAGCACAAGGGGUUGACGCCUUUGGCGGCGUUCCUGGUGCCCUACCCAUGAACAUGGCGCAGGCGAGUUAG
Molecule: messenger RNA, 1101 nt
Organism: Lasiosphaeria miniovina
Lineage: Eukaryota; Fungi; Ascomycota; Sordariomycetes; Sordariales; Lasiosphaeriaceae
Exons: 3
Coding region: 1-1101 (366 amino acids)
Source: RefSeq, a predicted model, not a curated record